UUCAGUCCCCAUCCACUGGGGUUCGAAGGAUUAGGUUUUGCUUCAUCUUCUCAUUCGUGGUUCGUCUGCCGCAUUUUCUCACAGUAAAAAAUGUCCCUCUCUCUAGGAUCUAUUUUUCAUGGAUUCCCAGUGACUAGAGAUUUUUCUUGAUUCCUCAUUGUCUUCACUUAACUGUGUCUAUCUAUCUAUCUAUCUAUCUGUUUAAUUAUCGAAAAUUUGAUAAAUGGCCACUAUAAACCCAUUUGAUCUUUUGGGUGAUGAUGACACGGAGGAUCCAAGUCUGCUCAUUUCUGCUAUGCAGCAGAAAGCUCCGGCUCCGGCUCCGGCCAAGAAGGCUCCAGUUCAGGCUCAGCAGGCGGCUAAGCCUGAAGCUAGGCUUCCAGCUAAGCCUCUACCACCUGCUCAGGCUGUGAGGGAGGCAAAGAAUGAAGGUGGUCAGCGUGGAAGAGGUCGUGGUGCGGGACGCGGGGGUGGUCGUGGCCGUGGAUAUAAUCGAGAUUCUGCUGACAAUGAAAAUAAAUUUGGAAACAACAAUGGGUUUGCUGGUCAGUACAGGGUUUCAGAAGAUGGAGAUGCUGGAAAUCCAUCUGAAAGGCGACCACACGGUGGACCUCCAAGAGGUGGGGAUUUCCGUGGUGGUCGUCGUGGUGGUUUCAGUAAUGGGGAGACUCCUGAUGGUGAACGUCCUCGAAGGGCAUUUGAUCGCCGCAGCGGAACUGGGCGCGGAAACGAGUUUAAACGUGAGGGAUCUGGUCGUGGAAAUUGGGGGGCACCCACUGAUGAGAUUGCCCAGGAAACUGAAGAACCUGUUACUGAAGGAGAAAAGAACAUUGAUGCUGAGAAGGAACCUGAACAAGAUGUCACUGAUGCUAACAAGGAUUCUUCUGCAAAUGAACAAGAAGAGAAGGAGCCUGAGGAAAAGGUGAUGACUCUGGAGGAGUAUGAGAAAGUACUGGAAGAGAAGAGAAAGGCACUGCUCGCUAUUAAAUCUGAGGAAAGGAAGGUCAAUUUGGACAAGGAACUUGAAUCCAUGCACCUUCUGUCCAACAAGAAAAAUGAUGAUGAAGUCUUUAUCAAAUUGGGUUCUGAUAAAGAUAAACGAAAAGAAGCUGUUGAGAAGGCCAAAAAGGCUGUAAGUAUAAACGAGUUUCUGAAGCUGGCUGAAGGGGAGAGCUCGUACCAAUCCGGUGGCCGUGGCAGGGGCAGGGGACGUGGUAGAGGAAGCUAUGGUGGAAGCAAUAGGAACAACAAGCAAGCCCCAGCUAUCGAAGAUGUUGGACAGUUCCCUUCCUUGGGUGGAAAGUAAGGGCUUGCAACCUGCUUUCCCGAGAUUGUAUCUUUAUGGGUCAUGUCUGCUAUAACAAUCCAUUGUCCUUCAUUGAAAAUCAUCUGAAAAACUUUGCAGUCAUUUUAAGUGUAAAUUUAGAUGGGUUUAAAGGGUUUUUACGGACUUUGACAUUCAUGAACUCUCUCUCAGUCAUAGCAUUAGGGAUUUUUUAAAUCUUUGAUCAAGUUCAUGGGUCAGUUUUUUAAAUUUGGAGUUGGAUUUGAAACAGUUUUGUUUGAUUCCAAAUAUUGGGGUUGCUGAAAGUUUCUGUACGUGCCAGUUUUCAGUGCC
Messenger RNA from Olea europaea var. sylvestris, 1618 nucleotides. RefSeq names its product RGG repeats nuclear RNA binding protein A-like. Gene Ontology annotation, cellular component: cytoplasm; nucleus. The record is from RefSeq and is a predicted model, not a curated record. The coding region runs from base 224 to 1306 and encodes 360 amino acids. The transcript is spliced from 7 exons. Gene Ontology annotation, molecular function: RNA binding. NCBI's taxonomy places the organism in Eukaryota, Viridiplantae, Streptophyta, Magnoliopsida, Lamiales, Oleaceae.